GCUGAAGAGUUUGUAAAAUAUAACUUGCGAUUUCUGAGCUUCCUUCUCUCCCUAACUCAAACCCAAAAAACAAACCCAAAAACAAAGAAACCUUUUUCGAAUCUUUGUUUUCAAGAACUACAGAAGAAAGAAUCAAAAAGAAGAUUCAAGAACAACUAAUAGAAAGAAAGAUUCCUUAAAAAGAGCUUCUCUUCUUGUGGAACUAAACUCAAUCACAAAAGUACAUUCGAGGUAAGAAUUGGGGCAUCUGUUGAAUGGGGGUAUCAUUCUCCUGUUCGUUCGCAGAGCAAGACGAAGUGGAGGCUGCUGCUCUUGACUCAGUCACGGUAAAGUCCAUAAGCUUUGGUGAUGACGACGAGUGCAAGACUCCAAAGAGAUCUGUCAAUUUCAAUGACGGGUCUCUAGAGCCUAGGAUUUUGAAAUCUUUGGGAUCUGGCAAAAUGGUUGUUGAGAAAUCUGUUAGCUUUAAAGGGAUGCACCUCGAGAGAAUGAUCUCUCUUAACAGGUCUGUCUUCAAAGAAGAUUACAACAACAAUAAAGAAGACAAUGGCUUUGAGAUUGCUGCUAAAGAGUUCUCUGUUCUUGAUCCGAGUAAUCCCAAACACGAAGCUGCUAUUAAGCUCCAAAAGGUUUACAAGAGCUUUCGUACUAGACGAAAGCUCGCUGAUUGCGCUGUGCUCGUAGAGCAAAGCUGGUGGAAACUUUUGGAUUUUGCUGAGUUGAAGAGAAGUUCAAUAUCUUUCUUUGAUAUUGAGAAACAUGAAACGGCGAUUUCAAGGUGGUCUAGAGCGAGGACUAGAGCAGCUAAGGUUGGUAAAGGUUUAUCAAAGAAUGGAAAAGCUCAAAAGCUUGCUUUACAACACUGGCUUGAAGCGAUUGACCCGAGACAUCGGUAUGGACACAACCUGCACUUUUACUACAACAAAUGGCUCCACUGUCAGAGUAGAGAACCUUUCUUCUACUGGCUUGAUAUCGGCGAGGGGAAAGAAGUAAAUCUUGUGGAGAAAUGUCCGCGGUUGAAACUUCAACAACAGUGCAUCAAGUACCUUGGUCCGAUGGAAAGAAAAGCUUAUGAGGUGGUUGUGGAAGACGGCAAAUUCUUCUACAAGCAUAGCGGAGAGAUUCUGCAAACUUCUGAUAUGGAAGAUAGUGAAUCCAAAUGGAUUUUUGUGCUCAGCACAUCUAAAGUGUUAUAUGUUGGGAAGAAGAAGAAGGGUACGUUUCAACAUUCAAGCUUCUUAGCUGGAGGAGCUACUGUGGCUGCAGGAAGACUAGUUGUUGAGAAUGGUGUUCUCAAGGCUGUUUGGCCACACAGUGGACAUUAUCAACCUACAGCUGAGAAUUUCAUGGACUUUCUCUCUUUUCUAGGAGAGAACAAUGUCGAUAUCACUGAUGUUAAGAUGAGUCCUACAGAUGAAGAUGAGUUCUCUUUAUACAAACAGAGAAGUACUCAUAUGAGAAACCAUUCUUUGGAAGAGGAGUUGGAAGCUGAGAAGACCAUUAUUGCUUUUCAAGAUAAGGCCGAUGCAACUAGAGAAGAACAAACUCUUGUGAGGGUUGAGUCCAUGUCAAGAAAGCAAAGUGAUCUCGAGACACCGGAAAAGAUGGAAUCUUUUAGCACAUUAGGCGAUGAGAUCCAAUCCGUGGGAUCGAAGUCAACAAAAGUAUCAGAAGACUACGAUUCGGGUGACGAUGAUGAAGAGGAAGAGGAAGAGAUGUUUGACUUAGAACAAGAGUCGUCAGUGCCUUCAGAGCAGAGCUCACCUAGAGGAGGAGAAGAGGUAGAAACCAAGGAGAGUGAAGUAGUGAAGGUCACAGAAGAAUCAAUCCUGAAAAGGAUCAAUUCAAAAAAGGAAACUAGAUCUUUCCAACUCGGGAAACAACUAUCAUGCAAAUGGACAACAGGUGCAGGACCAAGGAUCGGUUGUGUAAGAGAUUAUCCAUCAGAGCUUCAGUUUCAAGCACUAGAACAAGUGAACUUAUCUCCGAGAAGUGCUUCUGUUUCAAGACUAUGUUUCUCAUCGUCAUCUCAAAUGCAAACGCCUCAAAUGUCACCGUUAUGGCGAGGAAUGUCACUACCAGCAAAUAUAUUACACACACAAAAUCUUAACUGAUGCACAUUCAUAAGUUUUUUUUUCUCCCGAUCUGAUCUAUUCCUUUUUUGUGAAUAGAGAAGAUGAUGUGACUUAGAAAUUCUUUUGUAUUCUUUUUUCCCCUUUUUUACUGUAACAGAGUAGCAUUUCAUUUGUUUA
Messenger RNA from Camelina sativa (false flax), 2252 nucleotides. NCBI's taxonomy places the organism in Eukaryota, Viridiplantae, Streptophyta, Magnoliopsida, Brassicales, Brassicaceae. The record is from RefSeq and is a predicted model, not a curated record.